AUGCAAAUUAAAAUAGAGAAAAAGAAAAAUUCUUUAUUUACUUAAGGCGUUAGUUAUGUAGUGUGGAAAACAAUAGUUAACAUCUUCAGCUUAUAUGCAAUUGUAUAAGUAUCGUUAGCCUUUUUCGAUGAACAAUAAUAUAAGUUUUAAAAUAAAGGAACAAUAUUUCUUUUAAUAAGACUGUUAAUAAUUGUAUUUAGAUAAAUGUAACUUAGAUUGUUCUAUUUGCUGAUAUUUUUAUAAAAUUCAAUGUUUAGCAAAUAAUAGAUAAAAAUGUAGUAAUAAAUAAAAACAAUGAAUUUUCUAAAAAGUACUUGCUUUUUAUAUUUUGUUUUGAUUUUUUACCUGCUUUUUUUGUAUUAUUUUGGACUCUAUUUUAUUUACCAAAUUAUAUAGCAGUUUUGAUAUUUUUGAAAGUAAUAUCAUUGAUUGAUGCAGAUACAUACACUUAAUAAUAAUUACUUCAUCAUGCAUCAAUAUAUUUUAUAUAUAAGGUUUUGAGAUUAAUGGUGAUUCUAUUAUUUGUAUUUAAUUGUUUUGGUUGUCUCUUUUAUGUAAUGGGAUUAAUAGGAUUAAAUUCAGAUGAAUAAUUAUCUUGGUUAGAUUUUUCAAGGAGUUAUAGUGGAAUAAUAGUAAAAGACUAGACAAGGAAUACAAAAUAUAUAAUAUCUACAUAUUGGGCAGUUGAAACAUUAACAUCUAUAGGGUUUGGAGACAUAACUCCUGUUAAUACUUAUGAAAUCUUUAUUACAGAUUUAGCAUUAUUUGGAUAAAUGUUUGUUAUUGUAUAUACAGUAUCAUAUAUUGUUUCUUUGUAAGACUAAAAAAAUCCUUAUGAUAAGAAUAUGCAGGCAAUUAAAAAGUUCAUGAAAAUUAAAAAUAUAUCUAGUGAUGUUGUCAAUUAAGUUUCAAUUUUUCUUGAAUAAUAUUUUUAUGAUUUCAAAAGAAGAGAUUAAAAAUCAGAACAAGAAGUUAUGAGAAAAUUAACUAAACCUCUAUAAUCAAAAUUAUUAUAUUAGGCAUAUUAAAAUUAAUUAUUAAAAAUAGAAUGGUUAUUUAAUCGUUUUUCAUUGCAAUGUUUAUAAGAUAUUGCAUGCAAAAUAAAAGAAGUAUGAAUAAUUAAUAUAUUUAGUUAUAUCUAGGAGCUGAUUAAAUUAUUGAAUAAGACAUAUAUGAUCCAAAAUUAUAUAUAGUAGUUAAUGGUAUAAUCAAUUUAACAUUAAAUGGAGUAUUGAUUAAAUCUAUUGAAAAAGGAAAUAGUUUUGGAAAUUAUGAAUUUGUUACUGGUAUUCGAUAAAGAUCUAAAGUUGCUAAGACUUAAACAUAUGCUACUUUAUAUUAUAUUAGUAGAUUAGAUAUGAUUGAAUGUUUAUAAAACUCAUUUGAAGAUUAUUAAAAAUUUUAAGAGAUCUAUGAUUUAGUAAUUUAUGAGAAAAAACUUGAAACUAUAGGAUUGUAUUGUUUAUUAUGCAAAAGUACAUCUCAUUUGACUUAAUAAUGUUAAUAAAUUAAUAUAAAAGAAAUGAUUUAAGAUUUUCAUUAAAUGGGAAUACAAUAAAGAUAAAAGUUUAAAAGAUCUAAGAAACGUCACGAUACAUAAAAUGAACCUAAAGAUUUUUUAUAAUACAAAUUUGACAUAAAAACUAAUUAUGAAAAUUUAGAUAUAGAUCUAAAAUGUAAAGCUUAUAAGAAAAUUUAAUUAAUUCCUUUCGUAAUGAAAAUGGAGAAAACUAAAGUUGAUCCAUUAAAAAUAAUAAGAGAUGUAAUUUAAGAAGCAAAUGAAAAAAAAUAAUUUAAAAUAUUACGUGCAUUACCAAUUAUAAAUUGUUCAAGUCCUUUUGUUGAUAUAUGGAAUUAUUUUAUAUUUACCAAUACUUUGAUGUUAUUUACUCUAGUUCCCUUAAUAAUAUUCUUCUAUAUAGAUUACGAUUCUUUCAAAUUAAACCCUUUUUUUAAAGGCAUGAGAUAUUAUUUUAUGGUAAAUAAUAAAUAUUAAAUUAGUUUAUCCUAUUUGCAGAUAUAAUAUUAAAAUUCAAUAUAAAUUACUAUUUUUUUGGUGCUCUCAUCACAUCUAGAAAAUAGAUAGGAGUGAGAUAUUUAUCUUCGUACUUUGUAUUUGAUCUGAUACCUGUACUUAUAUUAGUGUAUUUUGAUUUCAUAUCCACAUACACAAUUAUUUAUCUUUUAAUUUUAUUUAAAGCUGUAUCCUUUUUCUAAAUUGAAAAAUAAAUUUAAGAAAGAUUAAAACUUUAUCCAUCUAAACAUAAAACUUAUUUGAUUUUUAAAAUGUUCAUUGAAGUUCUAUAUUUAUAACAUUUUUGGGCUUGUAUGUAUUUUGCAGGUGGUGAAUAUAUGUAUUACAAUUAUCCAGGAACAAAGACUUGGUUAAAUGAUCCUAAAAGUCAUUUUGGAUCUAUUAUAAGUUUAAAUUAUUCAAAAUAAUAUUUACUCUCUUAUUAUUGGGCUGUUAAUGUUAUAACAACUGUUGGAUAUGGUGAUAUUUAUCCUUUAAAUAAUAUGGAAUGGUUUAUAAAUGAUUUAGCUCUUAUUUCAGCUAUUAUGAUUGCAGCAAUCAAUAUUACAAAUAUUGCAUUUAUUAGAGCAUCUUCAAAUCAAAAAGAAUAAUUAAAAAAUAAAAUUGCUAUUACUGCAUUUAUGAAAUAAAAUUUAAUUUCUAAACAAACAAGAAAUUUCAUUUUAACAUACAUGUUAAAUAGUGAAAUCUUAAAUGAUUAUAGAAAUACUGAAUUAGAAUUUAAAACUUUUGGAAUGCUACCUAAAUCACUCAAAAGUAAAUUAAUGGAUCAAGCAUAUUCUUCAGUUUAUACUAAUUUAUGGUUAAAUAAGUUUGACAGUGAAAUCAUAGCCUAAAUUGCAUAAGAAACUAAAGAGGUUUAUAAUAUAUUUUUAUAUUAGGCUUUUUUUAGUGCACAUGAAAAUAUCUUUUUAGAUAAUAUAUUUGAUAGUACUUGCUCUUUAUAUUUCAUUGAAAAAGGUUGUGUUUAAUUGUUUUAUAAUUUACCAAUAUCUAAUAAAGAUGAAACUCUUAUUGCUAAAUUAAAAGCAAAAGAAUCUUUUGGACAUUAUUCUUUUGUAACUGGAAUGAAACGUCAAGGUAGUAUAUUUUAUAAUAAUAGCUUCUGCCAGAAGCUAUAAACAUGUUCUUUUGAUCUACUUGGAGAGAAAUAAUUUUUUAAAAGCACUAUAAAAUAAUCUCAAAUAAGUAGCUUUGUUUGAAUAAAUCAAAUAUGAAGUUCUAUUUCUUAAUAAAUUAGAACAUUUUAAGAUCAAGUGUUAUACUUGUUAAUCUAGUGAACAUAUGAGUAUUUCUUGUCCAUUAACUUAAAUUAAAUAAAAUAUUAUGUUGACAUUUGAACCAAAGAAAAAAAUAAAUUUCAUAUAAUAAAGAGAAUAUCUUAAAAGAAAUAAGAAAACUACUACUUAGAGAUUUAAUUUAGAUAUCGAUAAAUAAUUUAUUAAGAAUUCUAACAAGAAACCUUUUAAAGAAAUCUUUUAAUAAAUUAAUUUUAUUAUUGAUGAAACCAAUUCCAUGUGA
This is a messenger RNA of Paramecium sonneborni, 3556 nucleotides long. Lineage: Eukaryota; Ciliophora; Oligohymenophorea; Peniculida; Parameciidae. The record is from the annotation of a GenBank genome assembly.